This is a messenger RNA of Pelobates cultripes (western spadefoot toad), 1232 nucleotides long. NCBI's taxonomy places the organism in Eukaryota, Metazoa, Chordata, Amphibia, Anura, Pelobatidae. The record is from the annotation of a GenBank genome assembly.
AUGAGGCCUGGCAACCAUAGAGCGGGAGAGGCGGCCGAUCCCCUGGUCCGGUGCCAUGAGAUGCUGACACAGCACAAGCAGGUCGCGGUCCACACCUGAGAGACAAGUCGAGACCGGAGCGGGAGCAAAGGGGGAAUGCACGGGGAAGUAAGCAACACGACGCUGCACCCAACAUGGCAGACGCCACACAACACUUAAUAAUAUAUAUGCAAGAACACUUAAUAAUAUAUAUGUGAGAUAACAUUAAGUGGUCUUGCUAUGAAAGAACACUUAACUAGAAAAGCUACAAUUUCUGGGGAAAUUGUGUGAAGUGUUCUUGCCUCCACCAGUAGUCUACAACUGGAGUGGGCGGAGUAACUGUUCUCAUUUAUAUAGCACAUUUAAUUGCAACGUUGUUGCACAGUUACAUUAAACCAUACAUUUAUAAAAACAUUAGCAGGUGUUUAAAAGGCCCUGUCUAUGACAUCACUUGCUGCUGCAGCCUGACACAGGUCAGAGUAUAAACUAUAAAUCCUACAGUGAAGAGCUUUAUAUUGUGAGAAUCACAAGACCCAGACCUACAUUUUGAUGCAUAGUAUGUCUCUACAGACCCACAGCAUGGGACCCGGCAAAGACUAGAAGCAAUCCUCGACAAUUUCUGGCUCAAGCUGGAGACCAAACUGAAUCCGACAGCCUCACCACGGAUAAGCAAAAGCCAUAAAAGCAACAAGCAUGGCGCUACCGAGAGGGCUGCCGAGCCACAACCCAAACAGAGCAACAUGGGCCUAUCAGCGCGAGAGCAGAAGGAAGCCUGUAAACCCAAAUUAAAAACCAAACCAGCAUCUCCCGUCAAAAGGGCGUACAAAGCUGCUGUCCUGACUACCCGACAUCCUUCUGGGCUGGGAGCCCAUCAGGGGUUUACCCCAUGCCGUCCAUACACCCGUGGGGACACCCGGGACAGGGAGAACCCGCAGGCCCUCGAGCUAACCACCAUGUCUGGGAGGCUCCAUGGACACAAGGCGAGGGCUCUCGCUAAGGCCCGGAGCCAGAGAGCUGGGAAAUCGAGCUGCAGCGGGAACACCCGAACGGAACGGCGAGACCACCAUCACACGACCACCCCCCCUUCUUCCAGAGGAAAUCGCAUACAGACACCAGCCAGGAGAAGCAAUACCGACCUGUGGACACUACCUCUGAGCACUACCUAUGCCUCACUUACAGGCACCACGAGCGUGCCGACUAGGGGAGUCGGCUGA